This is a messenger RNA of Salvelinus namaycush (lake trout), 1851 nucleotides long. RefSeq names its product chondroitin sulfate N-acetylgalactosaminyltransferase 1-like. Gene Ontology annotation, cellular component: Golgi cisterna membrane. The coding region runs from base 1 to 1653 and encodes 550 amino acids. The transcript has 8 exons. Gene Ontology annotation, molecular function: glucuronosyl-N-acetylgalactosaminyl-proteoglycan 4-beta-N-acetylgalactosaminyltransferase activity. The record is from RefSeq and is a predicted model, not a curated record. Lineage: Eukaryota; Metazoa; Chordata; Actinopteri; Salmoniformes; Salmonidae.
AUGCUGCGGAGGGGUCUGCUGGCCUGGGUGUCCCGUGUGGGCGUGCUAUUGGUCCUAGUGUGCUGCUCUCUGUCCCUCCUCUACGUCAUGACCUGCAGCCCCCACUCCGAGGACAACCUGGUGAGCCACGCCCUGCCACACCCAGGCGGACCCCCGGGACGGGAGGACUACCAGGCCAUGCUAGCGGAGCGUGAGGAGCAGCACAAGCUACACAUGGCGAGUCUGAAGAAGCAGAUCGCCCAGUUAAAAGAAGCACUGCAGGAGCGUAGUGAGCAACUCAAAGGAGUUCAAGAGACAAUGGAGCGGGCGGCAGGGAGAGGCCAGGGCGGACAGUCCCCAGGAGGAGGUGCCCUCGGGGAGGGGGGCCAGGGGCCUGGGGCUGACAGGAGCCACACAGACCUCCAGGAGUUCCUUCGCAGUCAGCUGGGCCGGGCGGAGGUCCACCAGGGUACUAGAAUACCCAAUGAGUACGCUGUGGUGCCCUUUGAGAGCUUCACCCUGCAGAGGGUGUACCAGCUGGAGAUGGGCCUGACAAGGCACCCUGAGGAGAAGCCCGUGAGGAAGGACCGGAGGGAUGAGCUGAGUGAAGCGCUGGAGACAGCCCUGCGGAGCCUCAACACACCCCGAGACGGAGCAGACAAGGGCCGCACCACCAAGGUCUACUCACCAUCAGACUUCAUAGAAGGUAUCGCUCGGACGGAGAAGGACAAAGGCACUCUGUAUGAGCUCACCUUCAAAGGGGACCAGAGCCGUGAGUUCAGGAAGCUGGUUCUGUUCCGUCCCUUUGGACCGCUGAUGAAGGUGAAGAACGAGAGAGUGGAUACGGCUAACGUCCCCAUCAACAUCAUCGUGCCCCUCUCCCAGAGGGCCGACAAGUUCAGACACUUCAUGCACAACUUCAGAGAGGUGUGUGUGCGGCAGGAUGGCCGUGUUCACCUCACAGUGGUGUAUUUUGGGAAGGACCAGAUGAAUGAAGUCCGGAACACUCUGGAGAACACGUCUAGGGAGAUCAACUUUAAGAACUUCUCCCUGCUCCAGCUAAAUGAGGAGUUCUCCAGGGGGCGUGGCCUGGAUGUGGGCGCCAGGGCGUGGAAGGGAGGAAACGUCCUCCUCUUCUUCUGUGACGUCGACAUCUACUUUACCGCCGACUUCCUGAACACCUGCCGUCUCAACGCUCAACCUGGUAAGAAGGUCUUCUAUCCUGUUCUGUUCAGCCAGUAUAACCCAACCCUAAUCUACGGCAAUCAUAACCACAUCCCGCCAGUUGAACAGCAGCUGGUGAUUAAAAAGGACACAGGAUUAUGGAGAGACUUUGGCUUCGGAAUGACGUGCCAGUACAGAUCAGAUUUCAUCAACAUCGGUGGUUUUGACGUGGACAUCAAAGGUUGGGGUGGUGAGGAUGUUCACCUUUACAGGAAGUACCUGCACAGCAACCUGCUGGUGGUGCGUUCCCCAUCGCGGGGCCUCUUCCACCUGUGGCACGAGAAGCGCUGUGCUGACGAGCUGCCCCCGGAGCAGUACAGGAUGUGCAUGCAGUCCAAGGCCAUGAACGAAGCCUCACACGGCCAGCUGGGCAUGCUCUUCUUCCGACACGAGAUCGAGGCACACUUGCGUAAGCAGAAACCCCAGCGGUCCAUUGCCAAAAAGACAUGAGGGAAUCACACAGGAAUCUAGACUACAGGAAGAGGGCAUGACAGUAUGACAGUCAUAGACAGUGAGGGGGUAACAACAACAAAACAGAGAUCUUCCGUUAUGAACAGUGAUGACAUAACAGUACUGACUCACUAUAGAGGAAAAACACUCCAAUAUAUCCUCCCUUUUGUUAUGCCAAAAAGGGCCUAACAAAAUACA